Messenger RNA from Coffea eugenioides, 1039 nucleotides. Its product is annotated as calcineurin B-like protein 7. The transcript is spliced from 8 exons. Gene Ontology annotation, molecular function: calcium ion binding; kinase binding. The coding region runs from base 121 to 783 and encodes 220 amino acids. Lineage: Eukaryota; Viridiplantae; Streptophyta; Magnoliopsida; Gentianales; Rubiaceae. The record is from RefSeq and is a predicted model, not a curated record. Gene Ontology annotation, biological process: calcium-mediated signaling.
AAUAUGGCAAUACUUACAAACUUUUUUCGUGUACUGCUUGGUUUUAGAUACAUACAUGUCCUAAUGAAUCUCUGUAGUAUUUCGCAUAGUAACUAAAAAUACAAGUAUAUAGCUUUCUACAUGGGUAAUUGGUGUAUGAAGCAGCGGCAUCAGGUAUAUCAUGAAGAUCCAUCUGUUCUUGCAUCUGAAACACAUUUUACUGUGAGGGAGGUGAAACUGUUGUACAAGUUGUUCAAGAAAUUAAGCAGCUCUAUAACUGAUGAUGGAUUUAUCAGCAGAGAAGAGUUUCAGCUCGGAUUGGUUCAAAAUAGCAAGAAGCAGUCAUUCUUUGCAGAUAGGAUGUUCAAUUUAUUUGACUACAAGAGUGAUGGAGUGAUAGAUUUUGGUGAGUUUGUCCGAUCAUUGAGCAUCUUUCACCCCGACACACCUGAAGCCGAAAAAGUUGCUUUUGCAUUCAGACUAUAUGACAUUUGGCAGACAGGACUUAUAGAACCUGAGGAGGUCAAGGAGAUGAUUUUGGCAUUCCUAGAUGAGUCAGAUUUGACGCUGUCCGAUGAUACUGUUGAACUCAUAAUCAGCAAGACAUUUGAAGAAGCUGAUUCAAAGAGAGACGGAAAGAUUGACACGGAAGAAUUUAAGGAUUUUGCUGCCCGGAAUCCAUCCUUACUAAAGAACAUGACAAUUCCAUACCUGAAGUGUAAAUACUCGAAAAGCAAACUUAUUCAGCACUCAAUGCAAGCAAGGAGAUUGUUUGACUUAGAGCACACUAGUUUAAAUUCAUAAUAGAGGUAAAUAUGCUGUUGGUUAUUCACCUCUUCCCCAUGCUUCAACUUAGUCAAUCAAAUUGCUUUAAGUCUAUAGUUGACUUGGUGGAAAGAUUAAAAAGCAUUUGAAAUUGCAGACAAUUGAAAUUCUUUGGACAGAAUAAAUAGGCUUAUUUUCCUGAAAAUGGUAUGACUACUUGAUCCAAUAAAAAAUUAUUAGUUGUCCUAGUUUUUUCCUUUCAGAAGACAAAUUACUUCUUUUUUUUCCCCCCCUC